CGUAGCUUGGACAGAACGUAAACAACAACGUCAACAAGUACAGUUAAUUAGAAAAGAAAACAACGUAAGCAGAUUACAAAGUGUGCAAGAGACUAAACGAGUAGAAAAAUUAAAGAGCAGGCCAAUCGUGCCAGGCUAAAACUCACUAGUUGAAAAGGUUAUUCAACCCAAGCAGAUGCCACAAAAGCUAUCAAAAUGAGCAGUCUACGCAUUUGCAAAGCCAUGUCGCUGCACCCCGCUGCUAAUAUCAGAAGUCUUAAAGAAGAAGCAGAGGAUGAGGAGGAGGAGGAGGAAGAACAACAGCCAAGCAGCAGCAGCACAUCAAAGCGCAUUUGCCUCAUGGGCUGUGAGGCAAGCGCUGAGGAGUUGCGUCGCUUUCCCAUACACGAUAUCAAUCGCUGCAACUAUUGGCUGCAACAUUUUGGCGUAAGCGAGCAACGUGUGCAGCAACUGGGCGGUGUAAAAAAGCUGCGCAUCUGCUUCAGGCAUUUUAGCCAGCGCAAGGAAAUGGCCAAGACGCGUUUCAAGACCACACCACUGCGUGCAGCCAAGGUCAACAUAGCAACAACCACAACACCAGGCGCAGCAGCAGCAGCAACAACAACAGCAACAGUUGCAGCCACAAUCAAGCCCAUGGCAGACAGCACCACCACCAUAGAGUUGGUUGAGAGCUCCACGGGCCAGCAGCUGGGCAAGCGCGAAAAGUUGCUAACGAGCUUAGCGCCAGUGCCACAACGUUCCCACUCAAUUUGCUCCUCUGGCUCAUCGAGCGAUGUGCAGUCCAUUAGCUCGGACUAUGAGGCAAGCUUGCCACUGGCCACGUUGGUGGAUGGCCACAACAACGCCAGCAAUGGUCUGGCCAAGAAGCGCAAACUAUAUUUAAUAACCGAAAAAUCGGAUGAGAAACAGACUGCACAAAAGAAACGCAAAAUGAUUGUUGUGGUCGAGCAGGAGCAGGACAAGGUGGCCACCAAGAAGCUGAUGAUUGUGACAGACAAGCCGCAGGCGAAUCUAACGCAGCAUUUGGAGAAGUUUCUGCCCGAGCUGCUUAGCUGCAUACAGGACAAGGAACUGGCCAAGGCCAAACAAGAGUCCAAGCAAAUUCCGCCUAAGCCCACACCCACGCCCACUGCGCUGCAGAAAACGCCCAUAACGCUGCCGCCCAAGAAGAAUCCCACAAACUUUAUCAAACUGGAGCAGAGCACGAACUUUACGCUCCCCGCCAGCGUAUCGGUUAUGCCCGUGGAGCAGCAGCACCAACUUGGCGGCGUCAAGGAGUCAGUGACGCCCCCCACACUGGAGACUGAGACCAACAUUAAUUUGUCGCCUGAUUUUCGCUUUCUCAUGAAGAUACUGCCCAAGCUGGAGCAGCUGCCCGAGCCGCACAAGCAGAACGUCAAGCGUUCCAUACAAAUAUUCGUGGAGAAGAGCUACAGCAUUUAUGGCAAUAAGGACUAAACAUUAACAAACACACACAAACAUUUCAAAUUCGUUGUUUAAGACUGAGAACACAAAAACGCAUACAAAACAAAUAUUUUUGUAGUAAACACCGCUGAGCUGGUGCCAAGAACAAUUUAAACUUACAAUUUAGCUAUGUAAGACAAAAUUUGAUAAAAGUUGAUCUUUGAGUCUCACUUUUAUAUAUAUUUUGUAGCCAUAAAUGCAUUGCAAACUGAAAUGGAAUUAUUAUAAGCACUGAAUACAUGAGCUGCUAAGCCAA
This is a messenger RNA of Drosophila busckii, 1720 nucleotides long. RefSeq lists its product as uncharacterized. Lineage: Eukaryota; Metazoa; Arthropoda; Insecta; Diptera; Drosophilidae. The record is from RefSeq and is a predicted model, not a curated record. The coding region runs from base 196 to 1458 and encodes 420 amino acids. The transcript is spliced from 4 exons.